AGUUCUUUCUUGCGUACAAUGAUGACGGGGUCCAUUCGCAGAUUCUUUAAUGUAAUUCUAACUUCACUAGAGACUAUGUCAGAGCUUAAUACGCGAUAGGUUCUACGCAAAAUGGGUAACGUGUCAUCAGUUAUCGAAGAAAUAUUGGAUUAGCAACUAACAAUUUUUGUUAAACACGAUUUUCAUAGUUUUCACCGCAUGCAUUUUAGUUUCUUACAAUUGGUGCAGAAUACCACACAGUAUCCAAAUUUAAUAGAAGUCAUGGGAUCAACCUUGCUGAUAUGCCUCGCGGGUUAUUACAUGAUGAUGGAAUGGGAAAAUUUUAAUAUUCUUCGACUGUGCUCAUACAUUGUUGCAUUAACAAUGUUCUGUUUCAACGUAUUUAUCUAUUCCUACAUGGGCGAGCAAGUCAUCGAGCAGGGAGAGAAAGUAGCAUUAACAGCAUGCACUUUGGAAUGGCAUCAUCUUCCGAAUGCAAAAGCACGAACAUUGAUUUUACUUAUAGUCGUUUCUGAAAAUCCAUUAAAACUUAAAGCGGGAAAUGUCAUUGAUCUAUCCCACAGAAUGUUCGGCAACGUAAGUGACAUAAGCAUUCUUCUAAACUUAUCUAAUAAUAAAACUUGUAGCAUAUAUAGAAAUUCCUGCACGGAGGAAAAGCAAUUAAUAACCACAUAUACAUUUAUUUUAGGUCGUUAAAAUGUCCGUUACAUAUUUAAAUCUUCUUCGAUCACUUGACUAAACUUAA
This is a messenger RNA of Temnothorax curvispinosus, 745 nucleotides long. RefSeq lists its product as uncharacterized. Gene Ontology annotation, cellular component: plasma membrane. The transcript is spliced from 3 exons. The record is from RefSeq and is a predicted model, not a curated record. Gene Ontology annotation, biological process: detection of chemical stimulus involved in sensory perception of smell; sensory perception of smell. Gene Ontology annotation, molecular function: olfactory receptor activity; odorant binding. NCBI's taxonomy places the organism in Eukaryota, Metazoa, Arthropoda, Insecta, Hymenoptera, Formicidae. Bases 199 to 696 code for a protein of 165 amino acids.